AACGGACCGCAUCGAUCUUCACUCACCGAGCCACACGCAUGUCAUGGACCCGUUCCACGGCAUACUCAUCGCGGCGGCCAUCCUCGUGCUGUUCCUCAUCUUCGUCGUCUUCCCGCUCAGCUUCCUCCGCUACUACUACUUCAGCACCGGCGCCGCCGAGGUGCCCGCGCCGAGGGGCGUCGGCCCGGAGCUGCUGGGCUCGCUGCCGGUCACGGUGUACCGCACGGCGGACCACGUCGGGGUGGUGGAGUGCGCGGUGUGCCUGGCCGGGCUCCAGGACGGGGAGCAGGCGAGGUUCCUGCCCUGCUGCGGCCACGGGUUCCACGCCGGGUGCAUCAGCGUGUGGCUGGCGUCCCGCUCCACCUGCCCGCUCUGCCGGGUCACAGUCAUCGGCAAGAUUCCCGACGCGCUUAGGCCGACGAGUCUCCCUCCCACACUGCAGGAGCCGGCGAAUUACGCCGGGAACCUGCCGGCGAGUGUGCUGAACUGCUGAUGCUCGGGAUUUCAGACCAGGCCACGCUCCGCGCGGUGACCGUGACCUCCGAUGGAGAGGCAGCUCCGCCCUUGCAACGGCAGCGCAGCGGUGCUGGUGAUUGAUAUUCCGGGGUCAAAGUCAAGGAUGGUGGCGCGACGAGUCCAAGUCUCCGGGCAUGUUCAAGAGGCUGUGGAGCUUCGCGAGGCAAGAACCGUCGGCGUCCACUACGGCCUGCUCCGGCGGCAGUGGCAUCGGAACAGGCAGCAGAUGUAGAGCGGGUAGCAUCACCUGUGCUGUGCAUGCAACCCCGAGAGCUCCGGUGCAGGUGAAGCAUAGAGCCGGGAUUGUCACCGGAUGUGCCGCCCAGAGAUCAACUCCAGUGCCCAAGCUCUUCACAUAUUUGCAUGCUGGUAUAUAUGGGACAUAGAUAUCCUUUUAAAGAUUCAGUAACAAAUAUAUAGGUUAUUUUCUGAUA
Molecule: messenger RNA, 950 nt
Organism: Triticum aestivum (bread wheat)
Lineage: Eukaryota; Viridiplantae; Streptophyta; Magnoliopsida; Poales; Poaceae
Product: E3 ubiquitin-protein ligase EL5
Exons: 1
Coding region: 44-493 (149 amino acids)
Source: RefSeq, a predicted model, not a curated record